CCAAUAGAACUAACUGAGAGGUUGGGUUACGUGGCCCAUGAUGAUAAAUACAGUGAUUUGCGCCGGGCUCGUUGCUCUUCUCCCCGAAGUAGGUCCGCCUGAUAAGAAUCCAGCUCAGUUCUAAGGCCGAGAAACAACCUUAUACUGCAAAUAUGUCCCGAAAAUUCUUCGUUGGUGGUAACUGGAAGAUGAAUGGCGACAAGGCAAGCCUUGGCGAACUCAUCAAAACUCUGAACUCUGCCAAGCUCGACCCCAACACUGAGGUGGUCUGCGGCGCCCCGUCAAUCUACCUUGAGUUCGCCAGGGCAAAGCUGGACCCUAAGAUCGGAGUGGCCGCUCAGAACUGCUACAAGGUCAAGGGGGGUGCCUUCACCGGGGAGAUCAGCCCUGCGAUGAUCAAGGACGUUGGCGUGCACUGGGUGAUCCUGGGCCACUCUGAGAGGCGCUGGGUCUUUGGAGAGACUGAUGAGCUUAUUGGUCAGAAGUGCGCCCACGCCCUGGAGAAUGGCCUGGGUGUCAUUGCCUGCAUCGGUGAGAAGCUGGACGAGAGGGAAGCUGGAAUCACAGAGAAGGUCAUCAACGCACAGACGAAGCACUUCGCAGACAACAUUAAGGACUGGUCCAAGGUUGUUCUGGCCUAUGAGCCCGUGUGGGCCAUCGGCACCGGCAAGACCGCAUCCCCCGCCCAGGCCCAGGACGUUCAUGACAAACUGAGGCAGUGGGUCAAGGCCAAUGUGUCUGAGGCAGUAGCCAACUCUGUCAGGAUAAUCUAUGGAGGUUCCGUGACAGGUGGCACCUGCAAGGAGCUGGGAGGCAUGAAGGAUGUGGACGGUUUCCUGGUUGGCGGCGCUGCACUCAAGCCAGAGUUCGUUGACAUCAUCAACGCCAAGCAAUAAAAACCCUGAAGUGGUCAGACCAUAUUUGAGGCGAACUCCAUUCAGACGAAACCUGAGCCAUUCUCCUCAAAACUCGGCACUUAGAACCCCCUUCCCUUAGCCUUUUUUUAAAAUUCUAUAUAUUUGUGAUGUCUUUACCUCUUUUUUGUUUUUUUUGUUUUAAUGUAUCAAAGAAAAGGAACAGUUUGACACUCAUACUAUACAGCAGUGAAAGGUGUUAGUUCCACUGAGUUUUUUUUGUACUAGCCUCCACUACUGUUUUUUAAAGGGACUGCGCUUGACCACACCAUCCUGGAUGGAACAACCCAUGCCUUUACUUGAAAGUUUACAAACUUUUAUGUAUACAGUGUCAAAACUAGCAAUCAGAUUCACUUGUCUUUGUACUAUAGAUGACUCUUUGUGUAAUUUAUGUUUUGGGUCUUAUCCCUUCCCAUAGAACACAUGAUCCGCUCUCUCAUUGGCUACUCGGUCAAGAGGGAGGCAUCCAUUACAUGUCCACCAUGUUUUGUUAGGGGGGGCUGACUGUUGUAAUAAAAGGUUUAGAGACUA
Molecule: messenger RNA, 1445 nt
Organism: Oncorhynchus kisutch (coho salmon)
Lineage: Eukaryota; Metazoa; Chordata; Actinopteri; Salmoniformes; Salmonidae
Product: triosephosphate isomerase B
Exons: 7
Coding region: 153-896 (247 amino acids)
Biological process (GO): glycerol catabolic process; glyceraldehyde-3-phosphate biosynthetic process; gluconeogenesis
Cellular component (GO): cytosol
Molecular function (GO): triose-phosphate isomerase activity
Source: RefSeq, a predicted model, not a curated record